AUGAAUAAAGCAAUUGAACUUGGCUGUGACCUUGUUUCAUUCGGAAGACCAACAAUUGCUGAUCCAUUCAUGGUCCAGCAUUUGAUGGAAAGCAAAUCGAUCAAAUGCAUUUCAUAUAACAAAUGUUUCAUGAAUCAUCAUAUCCAACCAGUUAAAUGCUAUGCUUUUUAA
Molecule: messenger RNA, 171 nt
Organism: Trichomonas vaginalis G3
Lineage: Eukaryota; Parabasalia; Trichomonadida; Trichomonadidae
Product: FMN binding
Exons: 1
Coding region: 1-171 (56 amino acids)
Source: RefSeq, a predicted model, not a curated record